AUGGGAGCAAAGGGAAUUCUUGAGAGAUACCUCCAGAUCAAGCCCAAAGUCUUGUUUGUGGAUGCAGAGAUUCUUUACGCGGGCAAGACAAUCGACUUGAGAAACAAGCUGAAGACGGUAGUUGCGGAGCUGGUCAAGCAAGUUACAGAGCUUGAAAAAGUUAUUGUGACCUAUGGCUCCACUUGGAAUGAUCCUUCUGUAACCCCCCUGUCCCAAUUCUUGAACGUUAAACCCGAGCCUUUGACAUACGUACAACUCCCAUUUGACCACCCAAUAUACAUUCUCUAUUCAUCUGGAACAACCGGACCCCCCAAAUGCAUUUGCCACGCAGCAGGCGGUGCGCUGUUACAACAGAAGAAGGAUUACAUCCUCGGUUUCGACAUGGGGCCUGACGAUGUGUAUUAUCAAUACACUACUCAUGUGGGCCUAACUAGCGGUUCUGGUGGAACUGAUCUUGUAGCUGGCAUUGUCGGAGGCACUCCACUUCUGCCUGCCCAUCGUGGGGAAUUGGCCGCCUCGAUUCUGGGAAUGAAGGUGGAGAUCUGGGAUUUGGAUGGCAAUAAUAUCGAAGAUACAGGUGAAAAGGGUGAUCUUGUUGUAACAAAGCCUUUCUUCAGCAUGCCUAUCACCUUCUGGGGUGACGGCGGAGAAGAGAAGUAUAGAAAGGCGUAUUUUGAUACAUUCCCCGGUAUCUGGCAUCACGGCGAUUAUAUCCGUAAAAAUCUGAAGACCCAAGGCUAUGAGAUUCUUGGUCGCAGUGACGGCGUUCUGAAUCCAGGAGGUGUGCGAUUCGGAACAGCUGAGUUGUACGGCAUCAUCGACAAAUUCCCCCAAGUUCAGGAUUACAUCGCGGUAGGACAACGUCGCCCCAAGGACUCUGAUGAGCAGGUCUUGAUGUUCCUAAAAAUGAAAAAAGGGCGGUUGAGCCAAGAUCUUCGUGAAAGCAUCCAAAAUGCUGUUCGACAACAACUCAGCCCUAGACAUGUACCGGCACACAUACUCGAAGUCAAUGAUAUCCCAUACACUAUGAACGGCAAGCGUAUCGAGGCUUUGGUCCGAGAAGUCGUUUGUGGCAGAACGCCAAAGGUUGGCGGUAUGGCAGUCAACCCGGAGUCGCUGGAGGAAUACAAAAAAUUUGUCGACCUACCUACCACUGCUGCUCGCGCGAAGCUGUGA
Messenger RNA from Phaeoacremonium minimum UCRPA7, 1176 nucleotides. RefSeq names its product putative acetoacetyl- synthetase protein. The transcript is spliced from 7 exons. NCBI's taxonomy places the organism in Eukaryota, Fungi, Ascomycota, Sordariomycetes, Togniniales, Togniniaceae. The coding region runs from base 1 to 1176 and encodes 391 amino acids. Gene Ontology annotation, cellular component: cytosol. The record is from RefSeq and is a predicted model, not a curated record. Gene Ontology annotation, molecular function: acetoacetate-CoA ligase activity.